This is a messenger RNA of Ciona intestinalis (vase tunicate), 1531 nucleotides long. NCBI's taxonomy places the organism in Eukaryota, Metazoa, Chordata, Ascidiacea, Phlebobranchia, Cionidae. The record is from RefSeq and is a predicted model, not a curated record.
UAUCACUUGUGUAUAAUUUUUAGGAUCUUUUUUCAGGCACCUUUUUAGUAGAGCGUAUAAUAUUCAGUUGCAUAAUGCUCAAGAUAAAUAUGAUUCAAGUCCUGGUGUUGACGAUUUUCUUCGCUAGCGCAGUGACCCCAUCUCCCGAUCUGUAUUGGUCAAUGGACAAUGUUGUGAAUAAAGACUUAAGACCAGACAUUGGGGACCAAGCUCUAUGGAGUGGCGACCUUAACACUUUAACGGGCACACCUGUGGUUCCUGGUUACGAUGGAAAUGCAUUAAGGAUUGACAAAAGUUCCGUCAGAAUUGGGACGAGUUCACCAACACUGGCUCGUAAUUGUAUGUUUGAACCCCAGUCAUGUAAUGGAGGUGCCAGCAUAUCCAACUGGUUAUAUGUUCGUGAAUGGCCUUCAACAUUCUUAUUCGGUUCAACUUUCACAACCAAUGUUUUCCCACUGACUGGACCUGGGUUCGCGAUGUACCCGCACUCUAAUAGAGUUGAAUAUGUUGCACACGUUGUAUUUGCUAAUCAGACAAGAUACAUAGCUUCAAUAUCUCGUGACUUGAUCCCACUUAACACAUGGACACACGUAGCAAUGACAUGGUCACCUAAAAACGGUGUUAAAUUCUACAUUAACGGUAGCGAACCAAGCUACGCCACCCCGUCAAAAAUUGACACGUAUUCCACAACCCCGUCAUUCUACAACCUCCACUUUGGAAGUACCAAGUUGUCCAUAGACAUCGAUGAAAUGAAAGUCUGGUAUCGCGAGCUUUCACCCACGGAAAUACACGACGUGUUUCAACCACCAGCCGUUGCAACAACAGAAGCAAUAACAACAAAAGGUCACACUACAAAGCAAACACAAAGUACAACAACUGUUAAUCCAGCAACAACAAAAAGUCAGACAACAGAAAAGCCUACAACCAAAAGUCCCACAACAAAAACAACAACAACAGCAACAACAAAAAGCCGAACAGAGUUUCCUCCAAGUACAAAUUUCUGGACAACUGAAACAAUCAUUGCUGUUUCUGUUGGAGUUGGAAUUGCGUUGUUGGCGUUCAUUAUUUCACUCAUAGUCUGUUGUUUGCUGUGCAGAAGAUCAAAAGAGAAGAAAAGGGGAACUGCUGUGUAAGGGGCUUGUUGUGUGCAUUUGGGGCUUGUUGUGUGCAUUUUGGGUCUGUUGUCUCACUUUUCAAUAUUUCUUUGCUCAAUUUUUACUUUACGCACGUUGUUUUUGUUGUUAGUUAACAAAUAACCAUCUUUUUUGUAUGUUUUCAAUGCAAAAUAUUUUCUUUUUUACUUUAUGAGACCAAACUCAGAAUAUUAAUUAAAUAAAAAUUUAUAAUAUUCAUAAUAUUUUGUUACUAAAUCAUUUUAUAUUUUUAACUUUGGUCUUUGUACAUUUACUCAUUUAUGUCUAACUGUUGUGCUUAAUAAAUAAGCAAGUCACUUCUGGGCUUUUUACCACAAAUAUGCCAAACCAUAGAAAGCAAACACAUGAUAGUUUAACAUUGAAUAAAAUACUUUAUA